Molecule: messenger RNA, 2689 nt
Organism: Podarcis raffonei (Aeolian wall lizard)
Lineage: Eukaryota; Metazoa; Chordata; Lepidosauria; Squamata; Lacertidae
Gene: SERTAD1
Product: SERTA domain containing 1
Exons: 2
Coding region: 862-1590 (242 amino acids)
Cellular component (GO): nucleus
Molecular function (GO): transcription regulator activity
Source: RefSeq, a predicted model, not a curated record
CCGGGGCAGCCAGCUGGGCGGAGCGCAGAGUGCAGAGCGGCCGGAUCCAGACCGGAAGCCCUGCCGGGUGGGGCCUGGGCGCCGCGACCCCCACCCAUCCCGGCCGCGGGAGGAGGAUCCCUCCGGCAACCCCGCCCCCCCUCAACUGCGGGGAAGGAUCCAUCCCUCCUCGCAAGCUGGAGAUCCUGCCCGGCUCACAGCUUCACUCAGAGACCUUUCUUCUUAAUGGGCGUCGUAUGUAAGCUUUACUCCAGAGUAGCCCCGUUGACGUUAACGAACCUCACUUGGCCGUGUUCAUUAUACGUCUGUGGGUCUCCUCUGAGUAGGGCUAGCAUCGGAUCCACCCCAUAAACUGCGAGGGGGGCGGGGCGCGGCGCUUCUUUGGAUCAGAGCCUUGGAUAUUUUCACACCGAAACCAAAAAUAGUGUUGCACUGCUGUUGUUUGCGGGGGGGGGGGGAAGGCAAAAUCAACAACCAGCUUCCAAAUAGCCUCAGAGCUGGGGCGGGUGUGUGUGUGUGUUUAAUUAUUUCAUUUCCUAAUUUAAUCUCCGCUUUUCAGGCCUCUUGAAGCAUCUCACACAGACUUUUUAUUUUUAAAAAUUAUAGAUUGGUACAGAUACGUAAACAAUAAAUGAUCUUUACAAAAAACCAGCCCUGUAAAAAAUGCAGUAAUAUGGACUACAGCUGGAAAAUCGGGUAUGCAGGACUCUCCCCAGAGUCCUGGGAUCCUCCAGAUACUUUUCCUACCCUUCAGCCCCUCUGUCAGGCUGCUGGGCUGGUGGGGGCUGAUGGGAGUUGUAGUCCAGAGCAUCAGGAAGGCAGCUGGCUAGCAAAGGCUCUCAAAGUGGCCCCUGCAGAAAGAUGCUGGCCAAGGGCACAAAGCGGAAGCGGAUCGAGGGGGACGAGGGCGCCCCCUCCGCGGCCCCCACCAGCUCCCUCUUCAGCCUCUCGGUCUCCAAGCUGCACCAGAGCCUCCAGCACGUCGAGCCCAACCUGCGGCACCUGGUGCUCGUGGCAAAUACCCUGCGGCGCAUCCAGGACGAGAUGCAGCCGGCCGCGGGGGCCCUCUUCCAGCAGCCGGACCCUCCUGCAGCCCCCGCUGGCAGCUCCGUCUGCAGGGAGAGCUCUGGUGGCGCCCUGCCCUGUGCCCUCCAGGACCCUGGCAAGAGGCUGCCUCUGCCACCGCCUUCUCUCACCCCCCACGCGGACGACCUGCUCCUCUCCAGCAUGGACCUCUCGGUCUUCUCCACCAUCCUGGAGGACCUCAGUGGCCUGGAAGGGUUUGGGGACGCCGUGCACCCCUCCGCCGCUCAGCCCGAGGGGGGCCCGCUCUGCUCGGAGCCGGAACGGACUUCACAGCCGUGCUCCUCUGCCCCGCUGGACACCCUGGGCCCCAGCACCUACCUGCUGGAGGAUGGCCUGGAGGGCAUCUUUGAAGACAUUGACACCUCCAUGUAUGACUGUGAGCUGUGGUCACCCACCAGUCUCCCCAGCUUCAAGGAGGCCUUUCCCAGCUCGGAGGACGAGCGGCCAGGCUUGGCGGACCUCGAUUAUCUCAUGGACAUGCUGGUGGAGGCGCAGGAGCUGUGACCUGGGCAGGGGGGGGGGGGAGUGGACGUUCCUGUAGGAGCCGAGUUUCACCUUGGGGUGGAGACACCACUGGUGGGUGGGUGACAAGUGGGCAGCGGAGGGAAAUGGGGGAGUUGCGGUUAGCAUCAGGCUGUAUUCAGCUCAAGGGUUUUUCUCCAAGUAGACUGACUGUCGGUUAAUUUCAGUAGGUCUCUGCUGACUGCAUUGAAACAGCCAGAGCCUUGCGUGGAGAUGCAAAACGGCCCCAUUUACAUCUUCCGAGAAGCUGUUUCCUCAACUUCCUGUAUGAGAUAAUCCCACAAAGGAAGGGGCUCUGCGGCCCCCUUGACAUUCCUGGAGGUCAGAGUCCUGCUUUCCGUGAGAAUCUGGGCACCUCCGAAAGGCUCAAACAGAUUACAGUGGUACCUCGGUUUAAGAACAGUCCUGUUUACGAACGAUUCGGUUUACAAACUCCACAAAACUGGAAGUAGUGUCCCGGAUUGCGAACUUUACCUUGGUCUAAGAACGGAAUCCGAACGGUGGAAGGGCACCGGCGGCAGGAGGCCUCGUUAGGGAAAGCGCGCCUCGAUUUAAGAAUGGUUUUGGUUUAAGAACGGACUUUCGGAACGGAUUAAGUUCGGAAACCGAUGUCCCACUGUAUCUGAUACGACAAGGUUCUGCAACAGCUUUUAAAGGCAGGAAUGUCUCUCCUGCUUCCCAGGGGCGGGGGGGGGUGGGAUUUUCCAUUUGUGGGGGGCUUCCCCCCAACCCCCCCCAAUGGGCCAGAUUUUGACUGAGGUGUUGACCGACUUGUUUGCAAAGAAGCAGCACCUGAGUCUUGGUCGUCCUGAAGGGCCUGUUUGCUGAGCUGGCCCCGCCUUCCCCAUUUCCUCCUCCGCCCUCGGCUGACUCCUCUGGGUGGCAAGGGCAAGAAAGGCAGGGCCAGAUGCUCCCUUGCGUACGUGUGCACACACAGAUGUCUGGUGUAUUGAGAGCUGCCCUCAGCGGCAAACGGUUGUGAGUCUGGGAGGGUAAUUUAUUGUCUGAGUGCCGAGGUCUUGAGCUUGGCAAUCCCAUGUACUGUUUAUGUCUCAUAUCACUUUUUAAAUGACCAAAUUUA